UAUAUGUUCCAACCAGGGUUAGGGUUUUAGGGUCUCUCUUCCUCCGCGAGCCGACCGAAGCUUCACCUGAUCACCCCGAAAGCGAAAAUGGUGAAGGGACGCCAAGGAGAGCGCGUCAGACUCUAUGUGAGAGGGACAGUCCUCGGAUACAAGAGGUCGAAGUCCAACCAGUAUCCAAACACGUCAUUGAUCCAGAUUGAGGGGGUGAACACCCAAGAGGAGGUGGCGUGGUACUGUGGCAAACGCAUGGCUUACAUCUACAAGGCCAAGGUGAAGAAGAAUGGUUCGCACUACCGCUGCAUUUGGGGCAAGGUCAUUAGACCUCAUGGUAACAGUGGCGUUGUUCGUGCUAAAUUCAAGUCCAACUUGCCUCCCAAAUCCAUGGGAGCAAGAGUCAGAGUCUUCAUGUAUCCCAGCAACAUAUGAGGCUGCUUUUAACAUUGUUCUGAGAAACUCUAGCACGGACAUUGUUGAAUUCUGGCCAUUCCAUUUGUUUGCAGUCAAAACGCUCCUCUCCACCAUCUGUGUCCAUUGGCGAUGGAAUGCCAUUGCAACAGCAGCAGCGGCGGCUGUGGGUACACAUGUCGAUGCAUCACUGAUGGCGGAGUGAGUGUGUACCACGGCAGAGUAUUUUUUAUGUUUUAUCUUAA
Molecule: messenger RNA, 650 nt
Organism: Rhodamnia argentea
Lineage: Eukaryota; Viridiplantae; Streptophyta; Magnoliopsida; Myrtales; Myrtaceae
Product: 60S ribosomal protein L35a-3
Exons: 5
Coding region: 88-426 (112 amino acids)
Biological process (GO): ribosomal large subunit biogenesis; cytoplasmic translation
Cellular component (GO): cytosolic large ribosomal subunit; ribosome
Molecular function (GO): structural constituent of ribosome
Source: RefSeq, a predicted model, not a curated record